GAGAGAGAGAGAGAGAGACCUCAUCGUCUAAGGGAACCUUUUUUACUCUUAUGAAACAUCGUAGCGACGGCAGAGAUCAGUCACGUUUCGAGGUAAACGCGUAUUAAACCGAAACAAGCAAAAUUUGUCCAUUUUGGUUUGUCCAUUAUCGGCGAAGCCUCGAGAAAGAGAAGAGCGAGAUUUUCCGAGAUUGAAAAGCCUGCCGGCAUAAUUGGCUCCUUUCAAAACGGCGCCCUUUUGUGCACCGAAUGAAGCUCUCUGUUCUCCAUUAACGAGCGCAGCGUAUUGUCAACCAGUACUCGCAUGUAUUGUCUCUGAUGAUCCACUGAUCUCCUCGUGGUUAAAAAAAUAGAUCCCCGAGUCAGAGGGUUGAACUUUGGAUGGCAUCGAGAAGAGGAAAGAAGAUGGCGUCUUCGCGAAAAGGCAAGAAAAUGUAAAUAACCGUAAAUAAGACGUUCAAAGAAGAAGAAGAAGAAGAAGGUAGGAUUAGAACGAUAACAUCCAUCGUUGGCGAUCGUGCUUCGUCGAUUGUCACCGUCGCUUCGCGAUCAACGUCGAUAAUCGGUCCGUCUUGUAAGGUCCGUGAAAGAGAAGCGAAGCACGUGAGAGAUCUUCAGUUAGCUCUGCGAACGCAGAGUCAAGAGGUUCAUCGGACAUACCAGGGACAAAGCAAAGACAAAGUUGAAUAUAAUACACGCGUGUAUACGAGGAAGAGAGAGAAAGAGAGAAAUAGAGAGGGAGAAAAUGGCUACGCUGACCCUAGAUCAUCGUCAUUGUCCUAGAAAACAAGUUUGAAGUCGAGAAUCACUCGACUACCCGUAGUUUCUCGUGACGACAACAACUAAGUCCUCUACGAGUUGGCCAAUUCCCAUCAGCCGUAUCUCGUUCUCUUCCUCGGAGAAUGUCGAAGAAGCAAUGGAUCGUACUUCUCAUGUUGUUCCUAGCUUAUCUCUUUUUGGGUGCCUCUAUCUUCUAUCAUAUUGAAAGCCGGCUGGAGAUCGAACAGAUCGAACGUGCCAAGGAAAAACGCAUCGAGAUCAACGCUUUGCUUCUCAAACAUUACAUUCCCAGUCCUUCACACAAUCAACAUGAGAUCUUCGAACGAUUGACACAGUAUUGCGGCAAAUCGGUUUACAAUUACACGGACGGCGAAAGUGAUCCAUUAAAAUGGGACUUCUACAACAGCUUCUACUUCGCUUAUACUGUCGUCAGCACGAUAGGUUACGGAAAUUUAGCACCAACCAAUAUGCUGAGUCGCAUAUUGAUGAUGAUCUAUGGGUUGCUCGGCAUACCGAUGAACGGUAUUUUAUUGUCUCAGUUAGGAGAGUUCUUUGGUCACGUCUUCGUAAGGGCUCAUCGCAAGUACAAAUCCUACAAGAAACACCAAAAUGAUUAUGCGAAGAAAUUGACGCCGCUUGAAACAAGAAAAGCUGGCCUCGCAGCACAAAUCUUCAUGUAUCUCAUUCCUGGCUUCGUCAUGUUCAUCUUCUUCCCGGCUUUCCUUUUCUCUCAUUACGAGGGUUGGACUUACGAUGAAGCUGUUUAUUAUGCUUUCGUAACAUUGACAACAAUUGGCUUUGGAGAUUAUGUGGCAGGACAAGACAACACGAAGGGUAAUGGAUUUUUUUUCGUAAUGUACAAAACCUUCCUCAUUUGUUGGAUCUCCUUCGGAUUAGGCUAUAUCGUCAUGAUUAUGACUUUCAUCGCCCAAGGUAUGCGCAGUAAGAAGAUCAUCAGGAUCGAGCACAAAUUGGCGAUGAAUCUAAAACACACGCAAAGCAAGAUAUGGAACGAGUUUAACAAGGAGAUCAACUACUUCCGAAGAGUCUUUAAUGAGCUUCAGUUUUCCAAGGUCAAAAGGGUCUACGUCGAUGAAUAUAACUACGAAAUACCGCCGACCAAAUUUUUACGAAGUAAUAGUUUCCCAGAUCUCAGAAAGUUGAUAUAUGGUGGCUUUGAGAGUUCAGUACCUUUGCAUCCUCGGCGCCGUGCUAAUAGCGAAGUAGUACCGAUGGACCCAUUAGUACGAGUGGUAUCGGAAACUGAUCUCCAACGAAUCGACAAAACGGCUACAUUUGCGGCUCACGCGAUGGUACAACCAGCGGAACUGUUAGCAAGAUUGGUAAACGUUCUGGGCUACAUUCCACCACCUGAUGAUGCUAACGAUACUUCCGAUUGGGAUCAAGAAUAUAAAAACAAAGAAGACACGAAAAAGACAGGAAUCGAAGGAAUCAAAGAAAAAGAUAUCUUUAAUAAACAGAAUACUUGGAACGAGUCAAGCUGGAGAAUCGGUGCUGAUAGAUUUCCUGGUAUGAUGCCACGAUCGAGAGCAGCUAGCGAGGUGAGAUUGGAUAUGGGUAAAAAUGAUUCGAACAUUCACCAACAAAACGGAGAAUGGACUUGGUCCGGACCGGCUGCUUCGAGGAAGAUUCAGGAAUUGAUAAAAACUCGUAGAACUGGUCUCUCUGGUAUCAAGGACAGUAAAUCGUACAAAUUUCCUUCGAUCACAUUACCCAAGUCGGUACCGAAGAAUCUCUUCUCUCCGUGGAGACGGCAAUCAUCGAACAAAAAGGCAUUGGACGCUGAACAGUCCAUCCAAAAGGGCACUCUCCCUGAUAUCGAUCUCGAAGCAGGAGAAAAUUAUUCGUCGAUAACAGCACAUUCUGAUUUGUUUUCAUCCAAUUUGGACGAUGUCAAUGAAACCACAACAACAUCGAGACAUCCAUAUUACACUCACACAGGUGCCAAUUUCCCCAGUUUGAUGGAGAGUAAUAAUAUUUUGGAAGAGACAUCUUUAGCCGAUUUUCUCAGAGCUCUCACUGUUCUUCACGCAAAAAUCAGCACUGUACCUAGUGAUUACUCGAACACGCGUAAACCUCAAAGGAAAAUGGGUACUGCUUCAUUGACGCCACCUAAACUUCCAAGUCUCUUCACCUUGUUCUCGCAAUCCGCAGAUAGUCAAGGUCAUAGUCAAAGCAAUCAAAACACAGUGACCACGUCCUCCUCCAAUAGGAGAUACUCUCUAAGACCUAGCGAAUACUCACCGGCGUCUACGCCAUCGUACGCAAGACGUGGAAGUGCGAUCAAUCCUAUUAAACCCAGAAGGUUUUCCUUGAGACCUGUUGCUACUCCAACCAGCACACCACCAGAAUAUACAGCGUCCUACUUGAAUUCGCGAACACACGAUGACCAGAAAUCCCAAUUUUCCUCUCCUGCGGAUACUUUUGUCUACGAAUCUGCUAAAAAGCCACUGGUGCAAAUGGAAGGAACACCAGGUGUCUCUUCACCGAUCGCAACGUUCUCAAACGUCCGUCGUUUGUCUUUACGACCUAUGACCCAAAUCCAACAACCACCCAGUCAACAGAUUCAAGCUACCAAAGCUUUGCCACGUUGGAAAGCUGGUAUGUUGCAACGACAGAUCGGCAGGAUGAGCGUUCAUCGUCGAGUACGAGCAUUCAGUUUAAGCGACGUGCAAGCAGACAAAUCUGAAAAAUCUACUGGUCUAAGUCCAUUAGCGAUAGAUGAUAAUGGUAAAGCAGUAACGUCUAUUGUUUCUUCGAGUAAACCGAAUGUUUCUGCGGUUCAGAAAACAGUUACAAUCGUAUCACCAACGAAGAACGAAGUUCUUCGAUCGGACAGCAACGAGUCGACCUCAGUCGAUACUCGAUCCCUCGUAAAUACAUCCUCCAAUCCUUUUGUUUCCUCUUUUGUAACGUCAGAAACACCUGGUAACAAUGAUACUACCGAUAAUUUUCGAUUUAAAGACGUUCAAGGGGAUGAAGCAAGCAGCAAUAUCGCAUUAAGCACUUUACAGAAAGCGUCUGAACAUGAAAUCAAUUAUAAUGAUACCUCUAAACAAGCUAACUCGGAAAACAAUGAAAGGAAUGUAGAAAAUAUGGAAGUUGCCAAAGAGAUUACAGAAAAAUUAAUUUUCCAUAACGAUCCUGCCAGUUCUAAAGAGAUUUCUAAUGACAAAUUGACAUCGUCUAAAGACGUAUCGUCAGAUAUUAAAGAUAGUUCAAAGAAUAGUUCAAAAUCGACGAUUGAUUCUACGAUAAAAUCUUCGAACGAGAAACCAAGGAUAUUCAUAGAUUUUUAUAAAACUUCGUUAGAUGUUAAAAUAGAAAAACCCAGCGUAAAUCCCUUUUUGCAAUACCAAGCUACAACGAGUGCUUCUCAAUACGGGAACACUAAUCUUACGGAGAUUAAAGGAGAAAAACGGAAUGAAGCACGAAAAGCAUGGAAAAAAGAAUGAUUUAUUUGUUUAUGGAAAACAUUCAAUGAAAAUUUUCUCUUUCUCUUUUCCAUUUAACAAAACAGUCAGAUUAUAUUCGUAUAGAUUUUCCAACUUCUAUAAUUUUAAAAAGAUUCUGUUGUUUAUGAAUUUUCACAUCGACUUAUCAUCAACAGGUCUUCUAAUCCUUUGCAUCUUUCGAAAUUAUAAAUUAUGCGAUAUUUAUAAUUUAAAUCAAUAAUUUUUAACAAUGAGACAUUAACUUAUUCCGAUCGUACAAUUUCACUUACGAUCAAAAUUCGUAACUUCAAUUCAUGACAAUCUUGAAAGAGUUGCAUUUACGAAAAAAUGAAUGCAAUAUCGAUGAUAUAAUACAAACGUAAUAAAUAAUUCACGCUGAUCUUAGCAAUAUUUAACAAUAGCUUACUCUUCAGACGUGGCGUGAUUAUUGAGAUUACACUUCUUACUCGUUUGAUUACUCGUAGAUCUAAGCUAUUUUGUCAAAACGAUAAAUCGCUUUUAAUUGUUAAGGUCUGUAAUAUAGAGGAUAACUGUGAUAAAGUAAUUAUAGUAAAAAAACAUUAAUUAUAUUGUAUAUAUCAUCAUAUAUUACAAUGCUAUGUAUUUAUUUCAUUCAUUUAAUUUAGAAAAAUUUUUUCGAAUUACUUAUUGCAAUACAAUAAUGACAAUAAUAAUAAUCAUCUAACAAAGUUCGUUAAAACGAUUUUAGUCUUGAUCAAGUUGUUAAAAAUUUAACCAUACGUGUUAUGUAAAAGAAGAUAUAAACAGUUUAAAAAAUGAA
Molecule: messenger RNA, 5036 nt
Organism: Vespula pensylvanica (western yellowjacket)
Lineage: Eukaryota; Metazoa; Arthropoda; Insecta; Hymenoptera; Vespidae
Gene: Ork1
Product: open rectifier potassium channel protein 1
Exons: 8
Coding region: 902-4255 (1117 amino acids)
Biological process (GO): stabilization of membrane potential; potassium ion transmembrane transport
Cellular component (GO): membrane
Molecular function (GO): potassium ion leak channel activity
Source: RefSeq, a predicted model, not a curated record